AGUGAAUAGUAAAGUGGGGUCGCCUAACGAACAACGUGUCCUUAUACUCCGCGCAAUAUUACGUUCGCGUUGGUCGUAAUUUUCGAAAUCAAUCCGUACAAAUUUUUAUUAAGUAUUAUACCGAUAAAUUUCGUAGGAAAAGUAAUAAAAGUAAUAUUAGCGCGGUAAUUUAAUAAUUUUCAAGCAAUUCUAUUCUGUUACAGCUGUUUGUAUAUAUGUAAUGUGUGAGUAAUAAUUAUUAUUAAAUGCAAAAUAACGCGGUGUGUUAUCAGUACCUAGCUGUAUUGCGGUUUGCCAGUUGCCUUUAAAUAAAGAACAUAUCCACGGUUCAAUAUUAAACUUAUGGAACUAAUGGUAUUUCUAUUCGCACGUGGUGAUAACGAUAUGAUGCAAUAUUUGUAUGGAGAUUGAUCACUAAUCUUAAAGCAUUCAUGAACACAUGUUGCUGUCAGGACCACUGUAAUCCUUGCGGGAGUUUAUUAAAGAUUUUCGUAAAUCGUUGACUUAUUAUUAAAGUAAUUUUAAAAAACCGAAAAUGGCAAAAGUAUCAACAGUGGAGAGUUUAACACCAAAACUGAUGGAUAAUGGCAAUGAUAACCGACAAACUGAUGAAGGGGACAGUCAAGGUGUGCGGUUAAAGAAGGAAUUGAGUUUAAUAAACGGAGUGGCUAUUAUUGUUGGGGUUAUCGUGGGCUCCGGUAUAUUUGUGUCGCCAAGUCUGGCCUUGAAUUAUGCGGGAUCAAAGGGAAUGGCCCUCAUAGUGUGGAUCCUUUCCGGUUUCGUGUCUAUGAUCGGGGCAUUGUGCUACGCGGAAUUAGGAACAAUGAUCCCUAAGUCUGGAGGAGACUACGCGUACAUUGGAGAAGCUUUUGGUCCACUACCGGCAUUCUUGUACCUCUGGGUUGCUCUGUUUGUCCUAGUACCAACCGGGAAUGCUAUCACAGCCAUAGCCUUCGCAGAGAAUAUCAUAAAACCUCUGUGGCCUACGUGUGACCCGCCAGGCACCGCUGUCACACUGACAGCAGCAAGCGUCACGUGCUUUCUUACUGCUGUUAACUGCUACAACGUCAAAUGGGUGACCCGUGUACAGGAUUCGUUCACAGCUGCCAAAGUUCUGGCUCUGUUGGUCACGUUCUUCGCAAGCUUGUGGUACAUGUUCUCCACCAGCACUGAAAACCUUCAGAAUAUGAUGGAAGGCAGCAACACGGGCCCAGGGCAAAUAGCUAUUGCCUUUUAUUCCGGAAUGUUUUCAUAUUCCGGGUGGAAUUAUUUAAACUUUGUUACUGAAGAAUUAAAGGAUCCGUAUAAAAAUUUGCCGAAAGCAAUUUGUAUAUCAAUGCCAGUAGUAACACUCGUAUACGCUUUGACGAACGUGGCUUACUUCGCUGUCUUGACGAAUGACGAAAUUCGUGCCUCCAUAGUUGUCGCAGUUACGUUCAGUGAAAAGAUUCUCGGAGUUGUGUCAUGGAUCAUGCCCCUGUUCGUCGCUCUGUGCACCUUCGGGUCUCUGAACGGUGCCAUCUACACUUCGUCGCGUUUGUUCUUCGUUGGCGCCAGAAAUGGACACUUACCUCUCGCGAUAUCUCUGAUUGAUAUAAGACGGAUGACUCCAGUGCCGUCAUUGAUUUUUAUGUGUUUGGUAACGUUGGUGCUCUUGCCACUGAACGACCUGGAGUCCCUCAUGGUGUACGUGACGUCAGUAGAAGCCAUAUUUACUCUGUGCUCCGUGAGCGGCCUGUUGUGGUUGCGGUAUUCGCGUCCGGAUCUACAGAGGCCCAUUCGUGUCACUCUCAUUCUUCCGAUCGCGUUUCUCAUCAUCUGCACUUUCCUUGUUAUAUGUUCCUGUUUAAUUCACCCAAAGGAAGUCGGUGUCGGCCUCGCGAUUAUAGCUUUAGGCGUCCCCAUUUAUUACGUAUUUAUUCGGUGGGAUAAGCCUACUUGGAUGCAAUCUGCCUGUAAUUCGUUCAAUAUUGUAUGCUCAAAAAUGUUUUUAUGUUUACCUGAAGACUCAAAAGAGCUUUGAUUGUAUUUGAUGUGAUUGGUUUUGUAUUUAUUUAUAUAUAUAAUAAGAGACUUGUGAUUGCAUUGUGUGUUGGACAGAAAGAUCUGCCUAGGAUAAGAGAAAGUAUUGAUUCCUAUUAGUAAGAUUGUAUUGACAAUAAUGUGUACGGCCUUUGUUAUGUUGGAUAAGAAUAUCAACGUGACUUGUGAAUGUCAAUUAAAUACAUUUGCUUUGUU
Molecule: messenger RNA, 2238 nt
Organism: Leptidea sinapis
Lineage: Eukaryota; Metazoa; Arthropoda; Insecta; Lepidoptera; Pieridae
Gene: mnd
Product: large neutral amino acids transporter small subunit 1
Exons: 5
Coding region: 536-2023 (495 amino acids)
Biological process (GO): amino acid transmembrane transport
Cellular component (GO): membrane
Molecular function (GO): L-amino acid transmembrane transporter activity
Source: RefSeq, a predicted model, not a curated record